AAAUGCACAUAACAUUUUUUCUCAUUGAGACUUGAGGGACUCAACACGAGCCUUUAGCUAAAAACCUUAGCUAAAGACGGCCCCAAAAAACAAGACAUUAUUCACAAUGGCAACACCUAACUUUGAAUCGAGCCGAGCCCGAGCCGUGUGGCGGACUUGCCUCCUAUCAGCCCUUCGAACCGCCUUGGCUUGCACCAUAGUUGGUGUUGCAACCCUUUUCGGCCCACAAUAUAUCAAGAAGCAGAUAGCAUUACCAGCUUUUUCAUAUGUUACUGUUAUUCUUGUAGUUACUGAUGCAACUUUAGGUGAUACAUUUCGUGGUUGCUGGCUUGCAUUUUACGCCACCAUUCAGGGAGUUUGUCCCGCUAUCCUCAGCCUUUGGUUAAUCGGCCCAGCCCGGCUCACGGCAGGCACCACAGCUAUCGCGGUGGCUAUAAGCGCCUUCGUGGUGGUUCUACCUGAUUAUACUCACUUGAUAGCAAAGCGCAUCGCGCUAGGCCAAAUUGUUCUUGUUUAUGCCAUAGCAUAUAUUAAUGGUGGCCUAACGGAACCUGUUAUGCAUCCUGUUCAUGUUGCUGCUAGUACUGGGCUAGGAAUUGUGGCUUGUGUUUUGGCCUUGAUUUUUCCCUACCCAAGCCUGGCUUGCUGUGAGGUGAAAAAUAAUUGCAAGCUCUUUGCUGAAAAUGCUUCCGAGAGGUUUAACUUGUUUGUGAAGGCAUUUUCUGCUGAAGACAACACUUGUGCACUUGCUUUCAUUUCUCAAGCCAAAUCCUUAGUCAAAACAGGAUCCAAACUUCUCCAGGGCAUUAAAACCAAACAAGAAAGCAUGAAGUGGGAAAGAUUUCCAUUCAAGUUUCUAAGACCAUAUGGAGAGAACCCUGGGAGCAGAUUUCAAGAUCUUCAAACACCUUUAAGAGGGAUGGAAAUUGCCUUGGAUAAUUAUUCUCCUCCAUUUCCUGUUGGAAUUCUUAACUUAGAGCUAAAAUCUGGUGUAGAAAUGUUAGGUGAACGCAUUUUAGAGCAAAUCAAGAACAUGUCCCUUGACAAGUCAACAACUGUGCCAGAGUCAAAUCCAGAAAAUACUCAAAAGUUCUUCCAAACACUUCAUACAAUUCAGCCAACAAAAAAAGACCUUCCCUCUUUAUUCUUUUUAUUUUGCUUGAACCUACUAUUAAACAAACCAAAUGCCAAUUCAAUACCCAAAGAAGUGUCCACUAAUCCCAAGCAACAAGAUCAAGAAGGAUUCUUGAAAAGAACAUGGACCAAUUACUUGUCCGUUACCAAAAAUAACAAAAGGUUUAUGGCAGCUUUCAAAUGCUCACUUUCAUUAGGCCUUUCUAUAUAUUUUGGAUCAAUCUAUAGUAAGGGAAAUGGAUUUUGGGCAGGGCUUCCAGUUGCUAUUAGUCUAGCAGGAUCAAGAGAAGCAACGUUCAAAGUCGCGAAUGUUAAGGCACAAGGGACAGUAUUGGGAACAAUAUAUGGUAUUAUAGGAUGUUUUGUCUUCGAAAAAUAUGUGAAAAUUAGAUUCUUGUCUCUUCUACCAUGGUUCAUUAUCAGCAACUUUUUGAGACAAAGCACAAUGUAUGGCCAAGCUGGCGGGAUUUCAGCAGUUAUUGGGGCAGUACUAAUUCUUGGUAGAAAAGGUUUUGGUCCACCUAGUGAAUUUGCCAUAGCAAGAAUAACUGAGACUUUUAUUGGAUUGUCAUGUUCCAUCAUGGUGGAAAUUUUGUUACACCCCACAAGAGCUUCUACAUUAGCAAAGUUGCAACUUUCCAAGAACUUUGAAAUCUUGCAUGAUUGCAUUGGGUCAAUAAGUUUUGGAUCAUUGGGAAAUUUAGUUGAGAGCAAAAAUAAACUAUUAUCCCAUGUUAAUGAGAUGGGAAAAUUUAUUGUGGAAGCAGAGGCAGAGCCCAAUUUUUGGUUUGUGCCAUUUCAUGGAGUUUGUUAUACUAAGCUAAUGGGAUCAUUAUCAAAAAUGGUGGAGUAUUUACAUUUUGGGUCACAAGCUUUUAUGUUACUUGAACAAGAAUCAGGAGGAAUUGACAAUUUUGUAAACAAGUUAGAUGGUGAUAUCAAGCUUUUCAAAGAUUUUAUUGGCUCUUCAAUGAAAUGUUUUGAGGAGGUCAGUUUGGUCAAAUCACUAGCAAUACUUGACAAGGAAUUUGAGAAGAAGAAACUUUCAGUUGAUGUUGAGUUAGGAACAUCACCAAGUAGUUAUGACAAUAUAAUAAGGUAUGCAAGUGAAGAGGAGAUUGAUGAAAACUUCAGGUCUUAUUUUCAACAUUCAAAAGAGUUUGUGGACCAAAUUGUCGAUGGUGAGGAGUUAACGGGCCAAAUUGUAUUAAGUUUGAGUGCAUUGGCUUUUUGCAUGGAUGGACUUGUGAAGGAAACUAAAGAGAUUGAGAAGGCAAUAAAAGAACUUGUACAGUGGGAAAAUCCUUCAAGCCAUGUUAAUUUGCAUGACAUUUCUUGUAAAGUACGAGCUUUAGCAAAUAUUGUAGCAAAUUAGUGAAAGAUAAUACACUAAUGAUACUUGAAGAUAUCGCAUUUUGUAAUUAUCAAUUGUGAAAAUAAUUGACUCUACUAUUUAUAUGUGGAUACAUAUCUCCAUAUAUGCCAUCUUUACAUGCAUAAUUCUUGUUUGGAAUAAUGAAUGAAAAUAUAUCAAAUUUGUCUUGUAA
Messenger RNA from Capsicum annuum, 2681 nucleotides. RefSeq lists its product as uncharacterized. Gene Ontology annotation, biological process: transmembrane transport. The record is from RefSeq and is a predicted model, not a curated record. The coding region runs from base 107 to 2509 and encodes 800 amino acids. NCBI's taxonomy places the organism in Eukaryota, Viridiplantae, Streptophyta, Magnoliopsida, Solanales, Solanaceae. The transcript has 3 exons. Gene Ontology annotation, molecular function: transmembrane transporter activity. Gene Ontology annotation, cellular component: plasma membrane.